GGGGGGAAAAAAAAAAAUGCUAUUCUUGUUUUCCAAAACUUUUCAAAUAUUGACAUACAAUGAAAUAUGAAAGAAACAAUGUACAUUUAACACUGUCGUGUUUUUCAAAGGAUGCGGCGCCAAUCCUCAGCAUUCCUACUCUGCUAGCUUUCUGUAUGCAGACGUCGAUCGCGGCGACCGAUCGGGCGCCGCACGCGCCUCUCGGGUGCCGUAGGUGAGUGCGAUUGGAAUCCGCUGCCAAGUCAAGUACAGCGGGAAUCAGUGGGAUUUUGCCGGGGAGAAAAAAAAAUGGCCGUGCGAGAAACAUUCUGGAAUCAGCGUAGAAAGCUAACUCAACAGGAUUUGUAACUAAAGCUCAGGCGCUUAUGAGUUUCUUUGGAGCGCACUAAAGUGGCAGCUUGAAACCAAAAUGGCCGACUUCGGGUGUCUUUUCAGACCUGGCUUCUGGAGCCUUUCGUCUAUCCGUGAUAGAAAUGUCAACCGAAUCUCACGUCGCUGAGCGAAACGGACUUUUUUUGUCACCUUCGGAGAACGCCUGCAAAUGUUAACUUCAAACCACGGCGAGUAUUGCUGAUUUGAAUCUCGAGCUUGGGCGCUUGGGAAAAUUCCUGCUUGACAGAUUCUACCCACGUAGAGCGUUUGUACAACAAAAAAGGUAAAGAUGCUAACAUGAAGUGAAAGAAUAUAUUCGGAGCUUUACUGCAAAAGCCAUGGAAACGUUGGCUCGAUGUGCUCGUGUGUGUUUUUGCAAUGCGACACUCUGGCGACCAGUUGAGGGCGUCGCCGCCUCUCGCCCGAAGGUAGCCGGGAUGGGCUCCAGCACGGAAAUGGAGGGCGCGUGCGUCUGCCUUUCGGCCGCUGGUGCUAUAUCGCCCCCUGCAGGCGAUCCUGCUUCUUUCUUCUCUUUUCGGAAUAAAUCCUGAAAAUGAAGUCGAGCUUGCUUCUUUUCUUCUUCAUUUGUUGUCCUUUUUCUCUUGCACUCGAAGUUUCAUCCCUCGCACGUUUCUUCAUCUUAGGAUAUUUGGUGUUUACAGCUCUUGUGUCUUCUCUGUGCGCAAUAUUAAUCUUACAAUUGUUGAGGCUAACAUUCACUAACAUUGUAUUCUUGAUGCAUGUUUGUUUAAUGAAGUAAAAGUUGGAUGAAAUCAUUUUUUAGAAGUCUCUAGCGUGCAACUGUCGAGCGUCUUUGUGUAGUCUGUAAACUUCGUCAGUGGUCAGUCGCUUGAAAUAUUGCAGUUGGAAGGAUUGUGGGUCGCUGGCAUGGAGGCACCUUCCCGAAGCAUUUUAGGAAUUCAUCUCGCUCGGAAAGGAUAGAAAAGGAAAGUUGGAUUUUGGAGACUCUUUUGUGGGUCAACUCAUGACAGACAUGUCCACCAAAUUUCACGUUGCUAAGUCGAACUGGCUGAAUUUCUGAACAUCUUGGGGUUAUUAAAGUUUCGGAGUGUGACGGGUCAUGAAACUUUGCUGCCAUGUUCCGCCAGCACAGCGUGACGACAUGCGUUUCAGGUCGGAGUGGCCAUCAGCUCUCGCUGGGUUCUCUUACUUCCCACCGUCCGUGAAGCCACCGUGUUCCUGCCAUUCUACCCCGCGGCCUGCUAGAGGGCGCCCUUGUGCCCCGGCCGGCUUCCAUUGAGUCAGACCGCUGAGUCACUCACAGAGUCCACUUGUGCGCUUAAAACUCCGACUCUUCAGUAGUCGAGAAAGACGAACACAGAGCGAAUGUGAAGUGUGAAAGGAGUUUGUUUGUUCCCCCCUCCUCUCUCGUGUGUAUUUCGAGCUCGAGCGGCUGGCAGGAUGCUGACGGUGACGCUGAGGACGCUCCAGCAGCAGACGUUUAAAAUCCACAUCGACGCCGAGGAGACGGUGAAAGUGUUGAAGGAGAGAAUCGCGGAGGAGCGAGGAAAAGAUGCGUUUCCCGUCGCGGGACAAAAGCUCAUCUACGCAGCCCAAAACAGCCCCCGCCCCUCAAAGCUCCCCAAAGUCGUCCCACCAAUCAGCGCCGCCCCUCUCUUCCUCCUCAACGACAGAGCCGUCCUCAUCAUCUUCAUCCUCCUCGGUGCGCGUCCCGACAGAAGAAGCCCCCGCCGGCACGCAGUCGUCGGAAGCGCCGCCCCCGCCGCCCGCCCCGGAGAACACCCCCACCACUUCUCCCGAAGACGCGUCUCCGCCGUCGGCCGCCGCCAAAGACCCCGCCGCCGCCCCUUCGACAGUCACGGCGGACCCGGACAAGGCCGAAGACACGCCGACGGAGGAAGCGGGAAGUCGAGCGUCCGUCCAUUCGUCAGCUUCGAGCCUGGCGGACGAGCUCGGCCUGCUGGAGGAGGCGGCGUCCAUUCUCGUGACGGGCCAGGCCUACGAGAACCUGGUGUCGGAGAUCAUGUCCAUGGGCUACGAACGCGAGGCCGUGGUCUCGGCGCUGCGGGCCAGCUACAACAACCCGGACCGCGCCGUCGAGUAUUUGCUCACCGGUCUCCCCGCCACUGAGGCCGGCGACGCGCCGGCUCUUCGGGACGCUCCGUCGGACCCCGCGGCCGCCCUGGUCCCCGCGGCCACCCUGGCCCCCGCUACGCAGACGCCGCCGGCGGCGGACGCCGAACGCCUGUCGUCGUCGGGCGGCGGCGGCGGCGGGGGCGGCGGCUCGCCGUCCACGCGGAACCCGCUUGAGUUCCUGAGGAACCAGCCUCAGUUCCAGCAGAUGCGUCAGAUCAUCCAGCAGAACCCGGCCCUGCUGCCCGCGCUGCUGCAGCAGCUGGGCCGCGACAACCCGCAGCUUCUGCAGCAAAUCACGCAGCACCAGGAGAGAUUUGUCCAGAUGCUCAACGAGCCUCAGGGCAGCGGAGGCGGCGGAGGGGGCGAGGGUGCCGCCGAGCCGCGGGCGUCGUCCCGUGCCAACUACAUCCAGGUCACGCCGCAGGAGAAGGAGGCCAUCGAGAGGUUAAAAGCGCUGGGCUUCCCCGAGGGUUUGGUCAUUCAGGCGUACUUCGCCUGCGAGAAGAACGAGAACUUGGCCGCCAACUUCCUGCUGCAGCAAGCCUGGGAUGACGAGUAGUUCAUUUUUUUUUUUUUUUUUUGGUUUGGUUUGGUUUUGUUACCCCCAGUCGUAUGUCGAAAGCGCUGUCUCCUUCACACGCCACCAGCCUUUGGUUGUUUUUUGUGUGCGCAGGAGCAGCAUUGCGAUUGAUUGAUUGAUUGAUUGAUUGCAAAUCUUGAAUAAAUGUCACCAUUCAUAGUU
This is a messenger RNA of Phyllopteryx taeniolatus (common seadragon), 3232 nucleotides long. Its product is annotated as UV excision repair protein RAD23 homolog B-like. The transcript is spliced from 9 exons. Gene Ontology annotation, cellular component: nucleoplasm; cytosol. Bases 1907 to 3049 code for a protein of 380 amino acids. Gene Ontology annotation, biological process: proteasome-mediated ubiquitin-dependent protein catabolic process; nucleotide-excision repair. The record is from RefSeq and is a predicted model, not a curated record. Gene Ontology annotation, molecular function: proteasome binding; polyubiquitin modification-dependent protein binding; ubiquitin binding. Lineage: Eukaryota; Metazoa; Chordata; Actinopteri; Syngnathiformes; Syngnathidae.